Molecule: messenger RNA, 921 nt
Organism: Ornithorhynchus anatinus (platypus)
Lineage: Eukaryota; Metazoa; Chordata; Mammalia; Monotremata; Ornithorhynchidae
Product: vomeronasal 1 receptor ornAnaV1R3246
Exons: 1
Coding region: 1-921 (306 amino acids)
Biological process (GO): G protein-coupled receptor signaling pathway
Cellular component (GO): membrane
Molecular function (GO): pheromone receptor activity
Source: RefSeq, marked inferred
AUGGAUGAUAUUGCCAUCUCCUUCGGGGUUGUGAUGCUGUUACAGAUCACCGUUGGGAUUAUAGUGAAUGUAAUUCUCCUCCUAUUUUAUAUCCGCAUGGUGUCCAUCAGUCCUGUGGUCAGCUCCUCAGAUUUGAUUUUCAGUCACCUGACUUUGGCCAACACCAUAAUUCUCCUUUCCAUUGGAAUCCCAGAGACCAUGUCAGCCUGGGGACAGAGAAAUUUCCUGGAUGACAUUGGAUGUAAAAUCCUUAUGUAUCUUUACCGAGUAGCCCGAGGUCUUGCCAUCUGCACGACCUGCCUCCUAAGCGUGUUCCAGGCCAUCACCAUCAGCCCCGGCACCUCCCGCUGGGCCCGAAUUAAAGCCAAAUUACCUAAGUGCAUCAUUCCCUCCUGCCUCCUAUCCUGGAUUCUCAAUCUGCUAAUAGAGCUGAGUAUGCCAAUACACAUGAAAGGCCCCCAGAACAGUAGCCUUGUCCGAAUCAUGCUAGACCUCAAAUACUGCACAAAAGUAGGUGUCAGUACAGAAUCCACUCUGGUAAUCACGGUCGUGCUCUCCCUGAGGGAUCUGUUCUUCGUACUGCUCAUGAGUGUGGCCAGUGGCUACAUUGUGUUUAUCCUGUACAGGCACCACCAACGGGUCCUGCACCUGCACGGACCCGGCCGCUCCCCUGGGGAGAUGCCCGAGGUCAGAGCGGCCAAGAGGGUCAUCGCCCUUGUCGCUCUCUACAUCCUCUUUUACGUGCGACAGUCAAUCAUGCUGAGUGUUAUAUUCAGCGUGAAGGAAAAGUCGUCUCUGCUGGUGAAUUGCCAAAUGAUGUUAGGGUUCGCCUUUCCAGUCAUUUGUCCAUUUUUGAUCAUUCACAGUGACAGGAGAAUAAAGGCAAUCUGCUUCCAAGGAAGAUUUUCCAUAGAUUCCUAG